This is a messenger RNA of Hyposmocoma kahamanoa, 3184 nucleotides long. RefSeq names its product putative phosphatidate phosphatase. The record is from RefSeq and is a predicted model, not a curated record. Gene Ontology annotation, molecular function: phosphatidate phosphatase activity. NCBI's taxonomy places the organism in Eukaryota, Metazoa, Arthropoda, Insecta, Lepidoptera, Cosmopterigidae. Gene Ontology annotation, biological process: phospholipid metabolic process; phospholipid dephosphorylation; signal transduction. The coding region runs from base 160 to 1074 and encodes 304 amino acids. The transcript is spliced from 6 exons.
GGUGCAGUCGGCGCGCGCAUGCGUCUCGUAGUUGACGUGAAUUGUGUUUAUGAACGAUUCUCCCUGGCUUGACGUUUAUUUCGUAACAUUUGAAUCGUAUUGUGUAUUUGUGGUUUUCUUUAUAAUUUCUUUUGAAAUCCGGUUGGGCACUAAUCUAAAAUGGAGAGAAACGAACGCAAAGCGAACUCCCGUACCCAUUCUUUAACCGUGGACCGUGAAUCCAAGUUUUUGUUGCGAAAAAUUAUCUUCGAUUUCGCUAUUCUGUUUUGCGUUGGUUUCUUAAUCCUCGUGUUCUACCUUUGGGGUCAGCCGUACAAACGUGGUUUCUUCUGCGAUGAUGAGUCUCUCAAACAUCCCUUCAAAGACUCCACAGUCACCAAUGUUAUGCUGUACAUCGCGGGCAUUGGCCUCCCAGUAAUCACUAUGAUUCUAACGGAAUGGCUUCGACUUCGCGAUUACAAAGGGUCUAGACCUCGCAUGUUAUUUGGCAAAGAAAUACCCCCUUGGGUUUGGGAAGCUUACAAAACUAUCGGAGUCUUUCUCUUUGGUUGCGCCUGCCAACAGCUCACCACUGAUGUCGCCAAGUAUACCAUCGGAAGGUUAAGACCACAUUUCUUUGAUGUAUGUAAGCCAGACAUCAAUUGCGACGCUCCUGAAAACAAAUGGCGCUACAUUGAGACGUUCACCUGUCAAGGCCAAGAGGAAAAACUCUUAAAGGAAAUGCGUCUGUCCUUCCCUAGUGGACACUCUUCGUUCUCUGCUUAUAGCAUGAUUUAUUUUGCAAUGUACAUUCAAAGACGAUUCACCUGGCGAGGCUCCAAACUCUUCCGUCACGGACUUCAGUUCGUUCUAUUCAUAUUUGCCUGGUACACCGUGAUGACCAGAGUAUCUGACUACAAGCACCACUGGAGCGAUGUUCUUGCUGGGUUCAUCAUUGGAAUGCUAUACGCUAUUGUCAUUUUCACAUUUGUUUCGGACCUUCGGAAAUCUUGUCGCUUUAGAUUAUCUAAUCAGGAUGCAGAGCUGCAUAUCACCAAUGGCAACACGCGGCCUAACUCAGGGUGGCAGGUUUGACAACACACUCCACCUGGCACCCCUUCUCUAAGCGAGGAAGAAGAGAUGCCAUGACUAGAGCCCACACAGAACCAAAUAUCGUGGAUAUCCCAUGAAUAUAUUGGUAACUAACGAACUUUGGGAUGCAAAUCCCCUGUGCAGUGUAAUUGGUGACUUUUAAAGUGAAAUUUUAUAAAAGUGACAAAACCGUGAAAUUUGAGGUAAUAGCACUGAGUGAAACAUGGUUAUAAUUCUGUUCUGUGUUACAAAACUAUUUAUGAAAUUGUGAAAAUAGUGUUAUCUGCUUAUUUGAAACUAUAAAGUGAGCAGGAUAGUACUACAUUUAAAGUUGUCUUAAAGUUUAUGCAACAUAUCAACAGAUUCAGUUCGUGGCAAAUAUCCUAAGCUGAUUUUUUUAACGAUCAAUAUACCCAAAAUAUUUGCCGUGGCCUGUAAUAUAUUAAAUGAACUAUAAAAGAAGAAUAGUGCAAUUGUUGAACACUUAAUGAAUGAAGUUACUGAUAGGAAUUUCUCGGGUAUUAGAAGUAUUACUAACUCGCUCGUUAUGUUCCUAGUUCAGAACUAUUUUAAUUUUAACUGUUUUUGUAAAAGGAUUUGUGUCUUUCCCGAAAGUAAUGUUGGUCAUUUACAAAAUGCAAUGACGAACGGGUACAUCAAGGAGUACUUCUUCAGCCCAAACUGUUUAAUAGGUAUAGUAUUGGAAAUUUAGUAAAUAAAGAGGAAAAUACAUUGAUAUAUACAGUCUGUGACAAUGUUACAGUAUGUAAAGUUCACAUGUGGUAAGAUAAAAAUGAAAAGCAAAACUAAUAUAGACGAAAAAAACAACUCUUGGCAAUGUGUGUUUACGGUAUCUCGAGGGAAAAAUUGUCGUUUACAUAGCGGUCACCAGAAUUUAAUGAUUAGAUUUAUUUAUUUAAAAAGAUGCGAGGUUUAAUAUACAUUAAAUGCUUAAAUACAUAGGACUGCAUUAAACGGGCGAAACUGGGUCCCCGCCCUGAGAUUCAGCUGAUGUAUGACUUUGAUCAUACGUUGGAUAAAGUACCGCUCAGCCAUUGGGUUUCCCAGUUUCGACUCAUACAUUGUUUGGAUUUUAAUUCACAAUAGUUCACGAUACUCGAUUGUAAGCUAUUGUUAAGUCUUUUGAAAGAAAACCACCAAUGAUAUAUUCAUCACUCUACAAAGUCAGCCAUGGGUGUAAGCAUUUACAGGAACUACCGAUGUUUGCUAUUAAUAAUGGGUACCGUAGAAUUUGCGUAUGUGUGUGAACGUGUCAGUGGUUGUUUUACUUUCAUAUAUUAAAAUACGUCUGUUGAUCAGAAAACAAUUAAAUAUAUCAUUAGUUUAGUUUCACUGUUACUAUAGUACAAUUUUAUUCUCGCUUGCAAGUAGUAGCUUUAAAGUCACUUUUGAAUCUGUCUUUAUGUGUGGUUUAUUUAUUUCGUUGUUUACAUAAUUAGUUAUAAGUUGUCUAUAUAUUUCUAUUUUAUUUGAAGUCAAUAUUUGUUUGUUAAAGAAUUGAUUCGAAAAUGUUCUGAGAUAAGUGUAUUCCGCUAAGAUUAUUCUGUUCUUAUCGUUGUGCUUUUCUACUUAAUUUUCACUGACUUUGUUUUCCUUUAAUUUUAUUAUAGUGAAAUUUUAUUACUUCCAAAGUGCACAGAUUAAGGUACAAUUACCAUAGCUUUUGCUGUAGGAAUUUAAGUGUAAAACCGCUGUGUAGUAAACAUUAGCAAACUUUUUUUACUGCAUAUUUCAAGACACGCAGCCUCAAUGCAUUUAAAUUUAUUUAUAUACAAACCUACACCAGCUCAUUUAUUUAUUUUAGCUUUAAAUUUAAACUCUUUACACUCUCUAAGAUUGUAAGGAAUUGUAUUUUAAUUCUGUGAUAUAGAAUCGUAGAGAAUAUUACAGAUAUAGUAAUUUUUGCAUAUACGUAAGGUAGAUUUUUAUUUUUAAGUUGUAGUUAUAAUUAGUUCUAAUGUAAAUGUUUUAGGUGCUAGUUUAUAAAUGUAAAAUUAUUUACAUUACUUCAGAUUUUAUCAAUCGACACUAUAGAAACAUUUUGAAAUUGAAAUUUUGUUGGUCGGCCUGAAUAUUACACGGCUAAAAGUUG